Molecule: messenger RNA, 1677 nt
Organism: Mytilinidion resinicola
Lineage: Eukaryota; Fungi; Ascomycota; Dothideomycetes; Mytilinidiales; Mytilinidiaceae
Product: AAT family amino acid transporter
Exons: 7
Coding region: 1-1677 (558 amino acids)
Biological process (GO): amino acid transmembrane transport
Cellular component (GO): membrane
Molecular function (GO): amino acid transmembrane transporter activity
Source: RefSeq, a predicted model, not a curated record
AUGAAGUUUUUUACCAAGGACGAAGCCGCAGUAGACGAAAAGACAGCCGCGCCCACGUAUAACGGCGACGACGAAGACACUCGCGAGGCCGUCGUCGAAGAUGUCGGCGGCCUCCAUCGCCGCCUAUCCAACCGCCAGAUCCAAUGGAUUGCCAUCGGAGGCUCAAUUGGCACUGCGCUCUUCGUCAGUAUCGGCUGGGGCCUCAUCGAGGGUGGUCCAGGGAGCUUGUUCCUGGCCUUUGCCAUAUACUGCGGGUUCCUGGCCCUGGUCAACAGCUGCAUGGCGGAGAUGACCGUCUUCAUGCCCGUCGUCGGUGGCUGGGUCCGCAUGGGCUCGAUGUGGGUGGACGAGGCAUACGGCUUCAUGGCGGGUUGGAACUUCUUUCUCUAUGAAGCUGUCUUGAUCCCGUUCGAGAUAUCAGCGCUCAAUCUAGUCUUGACAUUUUGGAGAGAUGAUAUUCCCGUUGCUGCCGUCGUCUCCGCCUGCGUCGUCCUAUACGCUGCCAUCAAUCUUCUCGCCGUGCGAGCAUAUGGCGAGAGCGAGUUCUGGCUGGCCUCCGGCAAGAUCAUCCUGAUCAUCAUGCUGUUUUGCUUCACUUUCGUCACUAUGGUCGGCGGUAACCCCAAACACGAUGCCUACGGAUUUAGGAAUUGGAACAAACCUGGCUCGUUUGCGGAGUAUAUUCAUACCGGAGCUCUUGGGCGAUUCGAAGGAUUCUUGGGCGCAUACUUCCAAGCUUCUUUCACGAUUGUCGGUCCCGAAUAUGUCGCCAUGGUUGCUGGAGAAGCCAUAUAUCCCCGUGUGACCAUCAAGGCAGCCUUCAAGACCAUGUAUUGGCGAUUCGGAAUCUUCUUCAUUCUCGGAGCCCUUUGCGUAGGUAUCAUCCUGCCAUACGACGACCCAACCCUGAACAACCUCCUGAAUAACGUCGGAACUGGCACCGGAGCGUCUUCGCCUUACGUGAUCGCGAUGAAGAAUAUGGGAAUCUCGGUGCUGCCUGACCUUACAAAUGCCCUCAUGGUCACCUCCAUUUUCUCAGCCGGCAACUCCUACGUCUAUUGCGCGACACGAUCGCUCUACUCCCUUGCCAUCGACGGCCAUGCUCCUAGAUUCCUGCGGAGGACUACUAAGAAGGGUAUCCCAAUCUACUGCUUCUUGGUGACCAUGAUUUUCCCAUUUUUGGGCUUCCUCUCGGUUAGCAGUGGUGCUUCACAGGGUGUAAAAUGGCUGGCGAACAUCACCCAGGCUGCUCAACUCCUCGACUACAUCUUCAUGUGCACCAUUUACCUCUUCUUCUACCGCGCCAUGAAGGCUCAAGGUUACGACCGCAACAACCUCCCCUACAAGGGCUGGGGCCAGCCCUACGUCGCCAUCGCCGGCCUUAUCACCAUGACUGUUACGCUGUGCAUCUACGGAUAUGCGGUGUUCUAUGCCUUCGACGUCGGAACUUUCAUGACCUAUUACGCCAUGUGCUUCAUUUGCAUCGUGGCGUGGGUAGGCUUCAAGCUCAUUAAGAGGUCGAAGUUCGUCAAGCCACUCGAAGCCGAUCUAGUGUGGGAACGACCAGCAAUUGAUGCGUACGAAGCGAGCAUCGACCCGCCCUUGGGACUCUGGACGGAUAUCUGGCAGAGCGUCACUCGCUCGAAGAAGACGAAGCAGAGCCACGCACAUGAGUAG